This is a messenger RNA of Exophiala bonariae, 786 nucleotides long. RefSeq lists its product as uncharacterized. The coding region runs from base 1 to 786 and encodes 261 amino acids. The transcript has 3 exons. The record is from RefSeq and is a predicted model, not a curated record. NCBI's taxonomy places the organism in Eukaryota, Fungi, Ascomycota, Eurotiomycetes, Chaetothyriales, Herpotrichiellaceae. Gene Ontology annotation, molecular function: oxidoreductase activity.
AUGGCACCAGACACACUCUCCCUCGCCGGAAAGGUUGCGAUCAUCACCGGCUCCGGCAAAGAGAACGGUAUCGGGGCAGGCAUCGCCUCGGCACUCGCACGCAACGGAGCCAGAGUUGUAAUCAACCACGUCUCCGAUUCAACAGGGCCUCGGGCGGCAAACGUAGUCUCUAGCAUUCGCGAGCGUGGAGGCGAGGCGAUUGUCGUUCAAGCGGACGUAAGCACCCAAGAGGGUACAGCGAGGCUUGUGAAAGAGGCUCUUGCCGCAUUUGGUACAGGCAAGAUCGAUAUCCUUGUGAACAACGCGGCGAUGGGAGCCUUCGGGCCCGCGACCAAGGCCACCAAAGAGGACCUUGACCGGACAUUUGGCGCCAACGUCUACGCACCGUUGUUCAUGAUUCAGGCAGUUGUCCCAGUCAUGCCGCGCGGAGGUCGGGUCAUCAACAUCGGAUCCAUUGCAUCCAAGCUGGGUGUCGCCCCGAUCCCGCUGUACGUGGCUUCCAAAGCAGCGCUCGAUGCCCUCACCUUCGCCAUGGCCAUGGAGUUAGGUCGCGAGUACGGAAUCACCAUCAACACCAUCGCGCCAGGGCCGGUGCCGACGGACGGCAUGCCCAAAGGUCCGAUUGCAGAUGCAAUCCACAACGCUCUCGUGCCGAUGACCAGAGCCGAGGCGCGGGAGGGAACUGUGGAGGAAAUCGCCGAUGCUGUUCUGCUUAUUGCUUCUGAGAGGAGCAGAUGGAUCACCGGCCAGUAUAUCUCGGUCAGCGGCGGUGUUACAGGUGGAUAG